GACCCUAGUUGUCAGUUUUGUUGAUAGUUGACAUUAAUUUCCAGCUGUUUUCUUUCUUCUUAAAUAUUUCGAUCAAAACAUUAAAAAUGAACGAGGAAAUUGACGAAUAUGAUAUAUAUCAUCAAGAUUUCACUACAGUUUCAGAUUGGGAAGUAUUUAUAGCACGUAUAGAGGAAAUUUUAAAUGAGUGGAAAUUGUCUAAAUCGAAUAAAUCGAAACCUAUUGAGUAUACAAAGAAAUGGGUGUGUAAAGUCGAAGAAUUUAGUUUUCAAGGAGUAAAAUUUGUGCUAUCCUAUCAUACGCUAGAACACAGCUGCGACGUAGAAGGAUCCCAAGAAUCUGAUAAAUUUAUUCGUCUAGAAAUACAAAAUGGCCUGUGGGAAGCGACAUCUCGUUUUAUGGAGGACAAUGAUGGUAGUCCUUUCCCUGUGUCUAAUUGGUAUGGCUUAAAGCGAUAUUUAAUGUUGUGCCCUAGCAUUCCACUCAUUGACGGUAGUCUGAUUAAAGUAAUAAUGAGUUCUGUCAAUAUUGCUUUUGCAAACGUUGAUUGUAGUGUACCUUUGUUUGUAAAAAUCAGAGAACACUGGCAGCAAAGCUACUUAGGAUUCUAUGAAGAUAAUGAGUACAAAACCAGUUUCGAUACUAUACAUUUGAAGCGAAUAUCAAAUCAAUGUUCUCAUCUUAGUGGGCUCAUAAGUUUAUUUAAAUCAAAAAUUGCCUCACCUGUGGCACUGGAUACUGUUCUAGUUUCUGCUAAAUAUUCAUAUGAGUUGAAGGAUUCAGAACCUUUUGUUUGGAAAAAGACUAACACUACAAAUGAAUUUUUAUCUAUAGAUGGGUUUGAUGUGAAGAAAUUAACAGAGUUGCCGUUUGGUUCUGAUAAAAAUCCAAUUAACAGUAUACUACUAAAUGCAAUAUGGCCAAGGUUUCGGGAAUCUACAAUUGUUGAUUCUUCAACAUUUUCCGAUAUUGAUCCUAUUAUGGCACCAACUUGGACAAUUACACUUAAAAUGAGGGAUAACAUUCAAUGUCAAUUAUCUGAAACUAUUGCUAAGAUGAUGGAUUUGUUAGAUAACAACAAUCUUCUUAUGGAUACAUUAGGUUUGAGUAAAAGUUUAGGUCUUGUUAACCCCUUACAUAAAAUCACUGAAGCUCCUAUAACAAUUUCUAAACUUGUCAAAGCAGCUAUUGGCCAAAGUUCAAACAUACAUGAGUUCAAAGGGCCCAUAAGUGAUGAGUUGUUAAUGCCUCUGCUAUAUUAUAUAUUUCCUGAUGCUGUUGAUGAUGCUACUUUCAAGUAUCCCUCACAAUUAGAAGUUGAAUUUAAACAGGCAGAUAGCAGUGAACCAAAAUUAUGUAGUUACAUUAAGACAAGCCCUGAGGGUGGUCUAGUGUGGAGGAUGUCAGUAACUGCCGCACGGCUGUAUGACGCAGGAGGUCUGCUCUACUUAGCUCACCUUUGGUAUGAAUUCACACAAGAAUUACAGUAUAGAUGGGAGCACCGUAUAUUAGUGCCUGGAGUUGCAGAGGGAAAUCCUAAUGCUCGCACCUGCUUACUACAUCAAAAAUUGCAACUUCUCAAUUGUUGCAUUAAACGUGCACAAGAUGGCACUGGUAGCCUUACUGGGACCUCUUCGGAUGAUGAAUAUUUCGAUUGCUCUGAAGAUGAAGAUGGGGAUGAACAACUUCCGUGGAAUAGACCCGUGGGGAGACUUCAUCGUCUCGGAGAUGCUACGCUUAAAUCUGGGGCACCUCUUUAUGUGCCACGUACUCAGGAUCCCGCGCCAAAAACCGAGGAUCAACUGGAGGAAGACGCGGAACUGAUGGUACGACUAGGCGAUGAUGCUCGGGCUUCCGAGCUUCGAGCUAGAAUGAUGAGUGCAUCCUUAUUGUCUGAUAUGGAGGCAUUUAAAGCAGCAAAUCCCGGUGCAGAGCUGUGCGAUUUUGUACAGUGGUAUUCUCCGCGCGAUUGGAAGUCAGACGAUGGUGGUGCGCUAGGAGAUCGCAUGCUAUUGCCAGGAAAUCCUUGGACAGAGACAUGGGGCGUCGCUCGACCAGUUCCGGCCGCUCGACAACGAAGACUUUUCGACGAAACCCGUGAAGCUGAACAAGUUUUGCAUUUUCUGCGUUCUCGAUCCGUAAGCGCUGUAACUGACCUACUUUUACCCGCUAUAUUAAAAGCUGGUGCAGCAAAAGCUAUAGCGGAAGGUGUCCAAGGAAAUUCGUCGUCUGUUGGUGGAGUAGAUAAACGGCGGACUUUUGAGAUUGCUGCUCGGGAGAUUCAUGAAGCUGAGAUAGAGGCCUGUAGAUCUCUAUGUGUGCGCACUGUUCUAGAGAAAAGUGUCGAAGGAAUGCCUUUAGAUGCAGCCGGACGUACGAGGAUUUUAAAUGCAGCCGGUGGUGCUCUUCCAGCUCCAGCUCGACGUGAGUUCUCUCUAAGAGUUAAAGAUGCUAUAGCGCCGCAAGUGAUGCGAGCUGCGCUAGGUACCGACAUGACUAUUAUAGGUGCGUUUACAGAAAGUAUAUUAUGUUUGUAGCAGUGCGAAUAGUGAUUAUGCUGAGAUGUCUUCCUAGGUAAAUAAUAAUAUUGUAGUUCAAGAGUCGUGUCGAAAAAGUUGUUUUGUAUAUAAAAUUAUUAGUUUUGUAAAUUUUGUAAUGUUGAAAUUAUUUGUAAAUUGUAUAGCAGUUUAACAAGUAGUUUGAAUUGUAAAAAUAUAAGAUUGAAUAUGUAGCGAGAAGUGUCUUUUGAGUUUGGAUACAUUAAUUAAUUGUAGUGUAUAUUUAGGUAAUUGCGCUAGCUUGUUAAGUUUUUUUUAUUUUUUAUUUUGAACAUGACUAUUAAAAUGUUAAAAAUUUCUAUGAAAA
Galleria mellonella (greater wax moth) is the source of this 2865-nucleotide messenger RNA. It is a transcript of the gene Rab3GAP1, whose product is annotated as rab3 GTPase-activating protein catalytic subunit. Lineage: Eukaryota; Metazoa; Arthropoda; Insecta; Lepidoptera; Pyralidae. The record is from RefSeq and is a predicted model, not a curated record. The coding region runs from base 87 to 2537 and encodes 816 amino acids. Gene Ontology annotation, biological process: positive regulation of GTPase activity. The transcript is spliced from 4 exons. Gene Ontology annotation, molecular function: GTPase activator activity.